Molecule: messenger RNA, 2677 nt
Organism: Spea bombifrons (plains spadefoot toad)
Lineage: Eukaryota; Metazoa; Chordata; Amphibia; Anura; Pelobatidae
Gene: PJA2
Product: praja ring finger ubiquitin ligase 2
Exons: 9
Coding region: 115-2142 (675 amino acids)
Source: RefSeq, a predicted model, not a curated record
ACGUGCGUUGCUCUGUGGUGUGAGCCGUGACGUUUCUCCUGUAAUCGGUGUUGCUGGGAGCUGUUGUGUGCGCGGGGAUACCGUUUGGCAGGUACCGGAGAGCAGAGGCAAUGAAUGGGUCAGGAGGCCUGCAAAGCGGCCUGCCCUAAACCAGCAGGAGGUUAUCAAACUAUCACAGGGAGGAGGUAUGGUAGAAGACAUGCCUAUGUCAGCUUUCGACCUUCUUUGGAGAGUCCAAACAGAUCGUCAAGUCAGCAAAUCAGUGAUUGCGAAGGAUUGGAGCUAGGAGAUGUUCAGAAAGAAAACAAUUUAAUUUCCAAGGAAAUUAAUGAUUCACCUAUCUACAACCUUGGUAAAGCUUUAUGUGUUGAUCUUCAAGAAGAAAACACAAGACAUAAUGUUAAUAAUAGGAUCUCUGUGCUUACUGAAGCUGAGAGGAAUUGUGUGUCCUAUUUCUCAGUGUCAGAAUCUGCAAAGGAAUGUCAGACAUCAGGUAACACGGAUGACUGUAUGAAAACUAUUGAAACCCACAUCAUGCAUCAACACCCCUAUCAAAAUGGUGUUUCCUUUGUGGAUAUUGAUUCCUAUGAACCAGACAGUAGCGACGGGGAGGAAAAUGUUUGCCUUUCUGAAAAUAUUCCAUUAACAAAAAAGACUGAGACACAGCAGAAAACCCUAGACAACAUGCUUUCAAAGCUGGAAGAGGAUUAUUUCAGUGAAAAUUACCGUUUAUCACAAGUGUGCACUGUCUCUCUAGACAGGUGUAGUAGUGUUGAUUUAGACCCAGAACAGGCACAAGCAAACAUUUGUAUGAGACCUGUGUCAGUGCGGGAAACCAAACCAGUGGACAAUUUAGGUGUCCAUGAAUCACAACAGAAGAAACAUAGAAUAGAAGUGGCAGAGAAAAGUAACACAGCGGUCAGUUGUGAACUAAAUAUAAACUACACAAAAACUGACCAAGGCAGUGAACCUGUUGUUAGACCAAAAAUUAGGAAGCACACUUCUACCAGUUCAUGCAAUAAAAUCAAUUCGCUCACUGAUACUGAAGGAAAGGACAAUACAGGUGCUAGACUACGCACUCGAGACUUAAAAAUGAAUGCAGAGAGGAUCUGCAAGGAUGAGAAGAGUCAGAGUGACGCGUUAUUUGACCCAGUAAACUUUGAAGAAGCGCUUAAUGAAUCAAGAUUCUGUAGCAAAGAUAGAGAACCGACCAAUCUACAAGAUAAGCCUAUCUCAGAUGACACGUUUUGGGAUGAGUUUGAAGUUUACGGCAAGAGGCUGUCCAACUAUAAUAAAGAUGAAGACAGCUCUGUUUGCAGUGAUGGAGAGUGGUCUACAUGUCUGCCAUCCUAUUUCUCUACUGAUAAAGAUCAUUCCUCAAGUGAUGAGAGCUGGGAGACUCUACCUGGAAAAGAAGACCAUGAAGUCCACAGUAACAGCAGCAGCCUAGAAGAAGAAAACUCGGAUUUCUGUUUCCAAGUUGAGGAGCAGAAUUCAUUGGAAGAUGGAGAAAUUCCUUGGUUACAAUACAAUGAAGAUAUUGAAAGCAGCACUGAUGAGGAAAAUGACAUGGGAAGCCAUUUUGUGCAUGCAGGGUUUUUCAUGCUAGACAGCAAUAACAAUUUGGAGGAUGAUUCAAGUAUGAGUGAAGAUUUGGAAGUUGAGUGGAGAUUGUUGGAUGACUUUGGUGAUGGAUUAGGAGUAGCACAAGCAAUGUCCUAUGUGGAUCCUCAGUUUCUUACGUAUAUGGCCCUUGAAGAGCGCCUUGCUCAGGCAAUGGAGACUGCCCUGGCACAUCUGGAGUCUCUUGCAGUAGAUGUGGAGCAGGCUCACCCUCCAGCCACUAAAGAAAGCAUUGACUGCCUCCCACAGAUUGUUAUAACGGACGAUCGCUGUGUUGUAGGUCAAGAACAGUGUUGUGCCAUCUGCUGCAGCGAGUACAUUAAAGAUGAAAUUUUAACUGAACUACCUUGCCAUCACCUCUUUCAUAAGCCAUGUGUUACACUUUGGUUACAGAAAUCUGGAACGUGCCCUGUGUGCCGUCAUGUCUUGGCAUCACUGCUCCCAGAAGCUGCUGCUACCUCCUUCCUCUCAGAUCAUGAAAGUCCUCCUUCAAUCCACAAUGCAGCAGGAACCAGAUAAAGCAAUAUAAUACCUUCAUUCAAAUCUAGUUUGUUUUUUUCUUUCGAAAGGUACUUAAUGCAAAUGAGAGAUGAAUACACAUACACACAUGUACGGUGAAAUAUAUAUUAGCUUAGCAAGACUUGAAAAAUUGGAAACCAAUGUUAAGGUUGGCAGCAUUAGCUGAAUGUUUCAGACCAACAGUUGACAUUAUCUGCCACUAAUAUGCUGAAAAAUAUAACGUACAUUAAGCUCCAUUAACUGUAUGGCUUGCCUGAUUUGUUUUAUUUUGUGGCAGAUGUUUUUGCUGCUGUAACUGCAGUGCAGUUAGAGCUUUACAGAUCUAUGCUAAUUUUUUUUGUUUUCUUUUGUUUUCUUGGUGGGAUAACAUUGAAAGGGAAUGUGUGUAUUCUCCCUCCAGUAGUGAAAACCUAAAAUUGUGCCACUAAGUGAUUUUGUAAGCAAUCUCUCAUGUUUGCAUCAAAUGUGAAGAUAUUCUGUGAUCAUUGUAGUAUAAAGAAUUGGUUCCAUUUAAAAUAAAAAUGCAUAGAACCUA